AGUUGCGGCAUAGCGCCGCCUGGGCUGCAAUCUGACCAACAAACACCGACAGUUGUAAAUUAAACACCUGUGGGAGAAGGGAGAGAAGACCAUUAAAAUGGCUGCCAUGACUAAAUUGCUUUGAGUUUCAGCCUGACGAUAAAUUAAAGACUUGUGGAGUUUGUGUAAGCGAAGAAAAUCAGUUGAACUUGUUAAAAUUAAAAGAGGGAGACAUAAAGAAAUCAUGAUCAUAAGAAAAUCGCGUCAGAACACAAAGGCUGUUCCCCAAAAUUUCGCUCAGAGGAAAUCUUUGUAGAAGUAGGUCUAUAGGUCUAGGCCUUCCCGCUCAAGAAAAAAAAAAAAAAAAAAAAAAAAAAAAAAAAAAACAAAAAAAAAAAAAAAAAAAAAAAAGUUUCGUUUCUCGGAAGACCACCCAGGGCGCACCGCCCUCCCCCAAGCGAUGAGACGCACCAUCGAGAGAAGGCAGGAGGAACUGGACGACCUCGAGGACACCAAAUGCCGGAGGAAGUCCUACGCCCUGGCCCAGAGGGAGUCGCUUCCUAUACCUCUCCCCUUGCCGGUCUACCCGCCUCCGAAGCCGAUCGCCCGCCCUCCGCCUCCGAAGACGGUCUUCCGCCCCGUGGGCCCCGGUCUCCGAGCUAACGCCAGAGGCUACAGGCCCUCGACGGCCUCCGUGAACCUCCUGCCGACGACGCCGGAGGUCCCGUCAACGCCCCCCGUCAGGAAUCAUCAGGUCAGAGGCGGCUUCGUUCCUUCGGCGGCCUUGUCCCCUACUCCGGAGGAAUCUUCCGGCUGUGUCUCGCCAUCGCCGAGUUAUAGGUCUAACGACUUCCACCCACACCUGCAGCAGAUUCCAGCCACGCCAGAGGCCUCGCCCAAGCUCAGCAGUUUCGCCGCCCUUCAGGGGCGCCCUCAGGAAGAGAAGCAAACGCGAAACCAGCAGCAACUGCUGCAGCCAGUAGAAACCACAUUACCUCCUCUCACUGCGUUAGACAUCACUCAACAGCUCACGUCGAUACCAACCGCCACCACCACCACCAGCAGUAGCGUCAGCAGCAGCAGCAGCAGCAGCAGUAGUAGUACCAGUCUCCCCCCGACGCCCCCAACCCAUCACCACCAGCUGCCCCCGACGCCCACGUCCCUCUCACGGUCCGAUACCCCGACGUCCUUAGGGACGUGCCCGCGGACGCCGACAUCAAUCAGGGCGGCUCCGUGGCAGCCUCUGCCACCGACAGCAUCCCUCACUCACAAAGUUCCUUCCUCUCCCACAGUAGCUGCCGCCGCCGCUCCUGUCGGGGCAACAACGGCACCUCAUCCUCCUCUUCCUCCACCUCGUUCCGCGGCGGCGUCGCCUUCUGCAGGAUCUGCCUACCCUCCCACGCCCCCUUCGUCACCCUUGCGUCGUCUGGAGGUCCCAGACGCCGCUGACGUCGCGUCGUAUUCGUCGCUGUCGUCGUCGGUCGAACAAGGCCUAAAUCACAGCAGGCUCUCCCUAGGUAGCUCCAACCUGUUACCAGAACCAACACCUCACCUUGGGGAAGCCCACGACCUUUCUUCCCUCAACCCUUCGGAAAGUUCCUACCCAGCCGUCCUCGAUGUCAUGCACCUCAGCGUAGAUGUUCAGAAGGGCACGCCGACGGCGCUGGGAGAGGAGAGCACAGUAUGGGGCACAUUCGGCUCCAUUGCUGAGUCAGCAGAAUACGCCUUCAAGAGCUGGACCGACGCUACCAUCGCCGCUUUCCCAAACUGGGGUCCUAUCAUCGUCGUCUUCUUCACGGUGCCCAUGAUGUGGGUCACACAAAAGCUGGAACAAUCAGUUGAGUUGGUGGCACGACACCAACAAGCUACAAGAAGGUUUCGAACUUCAACAGAAGAACCCGACCUAGUGUUGCAUUCAGACGCAUCGGACGUGGGGUGGGGUGCAACACUAGGGAAUGACGGGAUCUCUAGUCUAUGGCAAGAUCAAACAGUAGUUCAGGUCAACGCAGACAACACCACGGCGUUGGCCUACAUAAAGAAGCAGGGAGGCACUCGUUCGGACUCCUUUUACGAUGGCAGCAAAGGAUCUCUUAUUGUGGGCGAAAGAGAGGAACAUUACUCUUCUAACUCGCUUUAUAGAAGGAGAGAAGAACGUCAGGGUGGAUCUCCUCAGCAGAGAAAGACAGGUUCUCACGACGGAGUAGACCCUGCAUCACGAGUCAAUGCGCACGAAGUAAGAGCUGUGGCGACUUUGAGGGCGUAUAGACACAAGUCGAUGGAAUCGAUCUUGGAAGUGACAUUCUGGCGAAGCAAGUCAGUCUUCGCAGAUUGCUACCUUAAAGACGUACAGACCCAAUAUGAGGAAUGUUGUUCCCUAGGGCCGUACGUUGCCUCCGGCGCCGUAGUUGGAGAAGGAUACAACUGCCUCUAA
Messenger RNA from Macrobrachium nipponense, 2410 nucleotides. RefSeq lists its product as uncharacterized. The transcript has 6 exons. NCBI's taxonomy places the organism in Eukaryota, Metazoa, Arthropoda, Malacostraca, Decapoda, Palaemonidae. The record is from RefSeq and is a predicted model, not a curated record. The coding region runs from base 440 to 2410 and encodes 656 amino acids.